This is a messenger RNA of Ziziphus jujuba (common jujube), 2105 nucleotides long. RefSeq names its product glutathione hydrolase 3. NCBI's taxonomy places the organism in Eukaryota, Viridiplantae, Streptophyta, Magnoliopsida, Rosales, Rhamnaceae. The record is from RefSeq and is a predicted model, not a curated record. Bases 72 to 1946 code for a protein of 624 amino acids. Gene Ontology annotation, cellular component: plasma membrane. Gene Ontology annotation, molecular function: glutathione gamma-glutamate hydrolase. Gene Ontology annotation, biological process: glutathione catabolic process. The transcript is spliced from 7 exons.
AGUUUGUCAGCUCUCUAUUUUGCCUGCCAUUCAUCCUUUCGUUAUAUAGAAUAUUCUGUCUUCCUAGAUUGAUGAUGAAGCAGAAAAGCUUGGAAGCUCCGCUAUUGGCCACCGAAAACAGGAAAAGAUGGACAAGACCUCUGUGGUUCUUCCUUCCAUUCAUCAGCCUCUUAAUUGUAGGCUUUGUGUAUGCAAGCAACACAAACUUAUGGAUACAGAGAGGAGGAAAUGCAUACAAUCAUGGGAUUAAAGCCAGUGAUGAUGAGAAUAUUGUUAACUCAGAGGAAGGUGUUGUUGCAGCUGAUGAUGGUCGUUGUUCUGAGAUUGGUGCAUCAUUCCUUAGGCAAGGUGGUCAUGCUGUUGAUGCUGCAGUUGCAACAGCUUUGUGCCUCGGCGUUGUUAAUCCCAUGGCAAGUGGGAUUGGUGGUGGAGCUUUCAUGAUUGUUCGAUCUUCAUCGAACUCCAAAACUGAAGCUUUUGACUCGAGAGAAACAGCUCCUUCGGCUGCUUCAGAGAAUAUGUAUGCCGACAAUCCCAAAGCCAAGCUAGAAGGUGCACUUUCAAUGGGAGUUCCUGGUGAGAUAGCUGGUCUCCAUGAAGCCUGGUUGAAAUAUGGGCGUUUGGAAUGGAGGGAUUUAUUCCAACCUGCAAUAAAACUUGCGAAAGAUGGUUUCGUAGUUGCUCCUUAUCUCGGACAAUACUUAAUGGAAGAAUCAGAGAUGAUUUUGAAUGAUCCUGGUUUAAGACAAGUGUAUGCACCAAAAGAGAAGUUGAUGCAAGUGGGUGAAAUAUGCUACAAUGUGGAACUUGGCCAUAGUUUGGAGGAGGUUGCAGAAUUGGGACCAAAAGCCUUCUAUAAUGGUACAGUUGGUGAAAAACUUGUUAAGGAUGUGAAAGAGGCUGGUGGGAUUUUGACAAUGGAGGAUUUAAGAAAUUACAGAGUGAAUGUAACUGAUGCAAUGGCUGCAGAUGUUAUGGGCUACACUAUAUAUGGAAUGCCACCUCCAUCAAGUGGAACUUUGGGGCUUUCUCUGGUUAUGAACAUCUUGGAUAGUUAUGGAAAUCAUGAUGCUGCAAAGGGAAGUCUUGGUCUGCAUCGGUUGAUUGAAGCAAUGAAACAUAUGUUCUCCGUCCGAAUGAACUUGGGAGACCCUGAUUUUGUAAACGUUAAUACUUUUGUAUCUGACAUGCUUUCUCCAGGUUUGGCAAAGCAAAUCCGUGAAAAGAUACUUGACAAUACAACUUUUCCUCCAGAAUACUACAUGUAUAGGUGGAGUCAGCUAAGAGAUCACGGAACCAGCCAUUUCUGCAUUGUCGAUACAGAUCGAAAUGCUGUGUCGAUGACAACCACUAUAAAUUAUCCUUUUGGUGGAGGGGUGCUUUCUCCUUCUACAGGGAUUGUGCUCAACAAUGAGAUGGGUGACUUCUCAAUUCCCACAGAGAUGACAGUGGACGGUUUGCCUCCUGCUCCUUCAAAUUUUAUCAAACCAUUCAAGAGACCUUUAUCUUCCAUGACCCCACUAAUUGUCACAAAGGAUAAUCAAUUAGCAGGGGUUCUUGGAGGUAGUGGUGGUAUGAAGAUAAUCCCUGCAGUUGUCCAGGUUUUCCUUAACCAUUUUUUCUUGGGAAUGGACCCUUUAACUGCAGUAGAGAAUCCAAGGGUCUACCACCAGCUAAUUCCUAAUGUGGUGUUGUUUGAAAACUUUACGGUGUUCAAUGGCAAUCACAUUGAGGUUUCAGAGGAAAGAAAGCUUUUUUUGCAGGAGAGGGGUCAUCAACUUGAAACCCUGUCAAGGGGUGCUAUCACUCAGCUUGUUGUUCAAAGUCUUGGGAACCCCAUUAAGAUAGGCAGGAAAAGCGGAAAAGUUUCUAAUGCACAAAUAUUUCAUGGUACACUCACUGCUGUAAGUGACCUUAGAAAGGACGGUAAACCUGCUGCAAUUUGAUAUGCCAUAUUUUGAUGUCGAAAGAUGGGGGAACAUUUAUUGGUUUGACAUGCUUUCAAUUUCUAUGUUGAAAUUGUCUUUUUGUGUUUGCUUGAUAUUGGCUUAAGCUUCUGGGAUAGAUAAUAAUUUAAUAUAAUAUCAUAGUUUUGGUGGUUGUUA